This is a messenger RNA of Cornus florida, 883 nucleotides long. RefSeq names its product NADH dehydrogenase [ubiquinone] 1 alpha subcomplex subunit 1-like. The coding region runs from base 145 to 330 and encodes 61 amino acids. NCBI's taxonomy places the organism in Eukaryota, Viridiplantae, Streptophyta, Magnoliopsida, Cornales, Cornaceae. The record is from RefSeq and is a predicted model, not a curated record. The transcript is spliced from 3 exons.
ACAUUUAUGGGUAAUGGGGUCAAUCUGUCAUGUCACGGGUUUGGAGAUUAGUCGAUCAAGGUCUACGACUCUACCGUUAAACAUUUUAGGAGUAUUAGGGAGGAACUCAGAAACACCAGUUUGUUUGUGAUUACAGAGAGAGAGAUGGCGUUGGUGUGGUUGGAAGCAGUACUGCCAUUGGGGAUCAUAGCAGGGAUGCUGUGUGUGAUGGGCAAUGCUCAGUACCACAUUCACAAAGCCGCUCAUGACCGUCCUAAACACAUAGGCAACGACAUGUGGGAUGUGGCCAUGGAAAGACGGGACAAGAAGCUCGCUUAUUCCUCAAAUUAGACCCUCCCAGUUACCCAUUCUUUUCUGUGUUGUGAUUCCUGUCUGCGCGCACAGUGGUCAUGCCUGUAGAGUUGAGGAAAACAAGGUCCAUGCAAAGUAAUGGGGCGUGGAUUUCAUUGUCAAGCUUAUAAUUCCGGAUUACCAGUGCUGGACUUCUUGCCAGCGUACUCAUGCAAGAUGGAAACAAGUUCUCUUCAUCGUUGUCAUCUGCAUUCUGAAGAUAACCUCGUGAAGGAACAAAGGUGGUUAUGGAGACAAGCUCUCUUCAUUGUUUUCAUCUGCAUUCUGAAGAUGACAUCGUGAAGGAACAAAGGAGCGUUUGUGAUUGUAGGGGUGGGAGGCAUUGAGAAAUAAAUGACAGAAAUGUUUAGCUCAUGUGCACAUAUGGUGCAUGGCAGCAUACUACCAUGCCUCCUCAUUGGGGUGUAUUGGAAAUCAAUGGCGUACUGUGUUUGUUUAGUGACAUUAUUUGUCUUUAACUAGAAGGCUUAUUAUGAGAUGCAAAUGAUGAUCUUUGAAGUGCUAUUUGAAAUAUUAUUAAGUGGUCUGUGGG